Molecule: messenger RNA, 2773 nt
Organism: Colias croceus (clouded yellow)
Lineage: Eukaryota; Metazoa; Arthropoda; Insecta; Lepidoptera; Pieridae
Product: O-acyltransferase like protein-like
Exons: 12
Coding region: 18-1976 (652 amino acids)
Molecular function (GO): acyltransferase activity, transferring groups other than amino-acyl groups
Source: RefSeq, a predicted model, not a curated record
UUAGUGUAUCGAUAGGCAUGGGAGCGCACGUGCGCCUCGCGCUGGCGGCCGGCCUCGCGCUGCUGGCCCGCCUCGCCACCGGCCUCACCACGAGCCUCGCCAGCACCAGCCCCUGUGGCCUGUAUAACUCGACGGAUCAUGUUAUACAUGAAUUAAGUGAUGCGGAAUACUACGCGAUGCCCAAGCUGUUUGAGCUGGACGACUACGAAACCUGCCUCAGCAAGCGAGGGGUGUACUGCAUGGGCAGCUUCCAGCUGUCUGCACCACCAGAUCACCAGCUGUUCCAGGUUAUGACGGGCUGGUCCAACAAGUGGGUAGACAACUACAACCACACGCUGCUGCACCGCGGCGCCUGUCUCUCCACGCGCUGUCCGCAUCUCGCUGACAAGCGUAGUGGACAAGUGGACACUUGGUUCGAAUCGUGCAUCAACGAGAGCACGACAUGGGACUACAACAUAUCCGCGCAGCUUUACCAGCUGGAGUACUGCCAGCGCGGCCCCCCGCAGGAGCCCCCUCUCUCCACCAAUCAGAGAGCGUUUGCUGCUGUGUUUGCCGCCAUAUUGGCGAUCGCUGCCAUCAGCACUACCUUGGAUUUGACACUAACUGACCACACUAAAAAAGACUACGGCUGGGCGCUCUCCUGGUCGGUCCGCCGCUCGUGGCGCGACCUGACGGCGCCGAUCCCGACCAGUUCGUCCGCGGACCUGCGCUGUUUUAACGGCCUCCGCGUCUUCUGCAUGAUGUCCAUCUUUCUGGAGCACGUCGCAUGGCUCUCCUUACAAACCUAUACCUCGAAUACGCGGUACUUGGAACAGUCCCGUAGUUCACCAGACACGCUGUUGAUGAUCAACGGCACGUUGGUGGUGCAGAACUUCUUCGUGAUGUCCUCGUUCCUGCUCGCACAGAAGCUGCUGCGGCAGCGGGAGAAAGUAUCCAUUCUCAAGACCUUCUGCAGCACCUUGGUUAAUAGGCUCGUAAGGAUAAGUCCCAGCUACUUCCUGGUGAUGUGGUUCGUCACGACGUGGUGGGAGCGGCUGGGCGCGGGCCCGCUGUGGGCGCCCUCCGUGCUGGGGGAAGCUGAUGUCUGCCGCCGCAAGUUCUGGACGCAUCUGCUGUAUGUCAACAAUGUCGUCCAGCCGGAGGAUAAAUGCAUGAUACAGACGUGGUACCUGGCAGCAGACAUGCAGCUGUACGUAGCGGGGCUGGUGCUGACGCUGGUGUUGCGCGGGCGCCGCGUCGCCACGCUGCUGCUGACGGCGCUGUUCCUCAUCUUCACUGCUGUGAACUUCGCCGUGGCCUUCACGUGGCGGCUCGUGCCAAACUUCGUGCUGCAUCGACCAGAGUCGAUACGUUCAGGCUACGCUGGCGAGCACGCGUUCGACCUGAUCUACCAGUCGCCGGUCGGCAACGCGCCAGCCGUGCUGGCUGGCCUGCUGCUCGCGCACCUGCACUACCAGCUUAGGGAUAGCGGUGUGCGCGUCACUCAAUAUAAGUUAUUCCGUUGGAUAUCGAUCCUGAGUGCGCCUGCAGCGCUGUGGUGGGCGGCCGUGGAGCCGCUGCUGGCGGGCAGCGACGCGCGCGGCCCGCAGGCCAACGCGCUGGCCGCAUAUGAAAGGCCUGUCUUCCUUGUGUUCGUUGUUAUGGCGCUUUUGGGCGCUAUGAACGGGAUUAAGUCUCCCUGGCGCUCAUGGUUGUCCCACUUCGGCGGGAUACUGCCGCGGCUCUCGUUCGGCGCGCUGCUGCUGCACCUGCCGCUCUACAAAAUAUUCCUGGCCACUAGAACUGCGCCCAUUCAGUUCGACCGAUCAUCUACGCCAUUCGAGUGGUUCGGCAUCAGCGUAGUGUCGUACCUAGCUGCGAUACCGCUCGCACUGCUAGUGGAACUGCCAGCGCAAACGCUCUACAAGGAGCUCACGACACGACGACGGGAAGUGCACGAUCCGACACGGGAGAAACUAGAUCGGAACGAUAUGUGAUACGAUAGUACCAUUUAUUUGUGAUCUUUGAAGUCCCAUUCAUGUGCUGUAUUGGGAUAAGGAUGUAUCUCCGUAGAUCUCACUCGGUCUAAACAUUUUAUUUGAACGGCAAAAAUUUGAAUGGUGCUAAGAUCUGUCCAUCGAUUGAAUCUUUUAGGUUUUGUAUGAAAAUGUUUUUUUUUUUGCAUUCGAUUUGUUUUGGACAGACUAGUAAGGAAUGUUGUUUGAAAGCAAAUUAAUAUCAUUACCGAUUUGUCGACCAGUGUUAUAUUUAUUAUAUUGUGGUUAUCGAAAUUAAAUCGAUUAGAGAUAUUUAUAGCUCUAUGUUCUUAGCAUAGAGCGUUUAAAAUCAGCUAAAUGUUAACCACAUCUUAAAUUGUUUUGAAUGAAGAAAUAUUGAUGUCUGUUUCCUGUAAAUAGUAGACUACUGAAAAAUUAAGUGUGCUUUAGUUACCAUUUUAUACGUAAUUAAUACUAAGCUGAAAUAACAUAGUAUUAAAUGUGGGGUUAUAAAAGUAAUUUAAUACCUACCUUAAGACGAUAAGUGAAGAUGUUCUUUCAUGGUAAUCUUAAAUGUAUCCUAGAAUAAAUUACCUAUACCAAAAAUAUGAUUGGAACAAGUACAUAAAAGAUUUAAAUAUUGGAGUCAUAGUCAAGUCACACAGUUAAAAUUAUUAAUUGGUACAGUUCCUAAAUUAUACCCACUUAAUGAUGUGAUUACUAAAUAAGUAGUAAGACUGAAGUCUUUAAAUUGGUGCCUAUUUAGUAUGUCUAAGAAAUAAAACUCUUGUAAUAUU